Messenger RNA from Suillus subalutaceus, 2050 nucleotides. RefSeq lists its product as uncharacterized. NCBI's taxonomy places the organism in Eukaryota, Fungi, Basidiomycota, Agaricomycetes, Boletales, Suillaceae. The transcript is spliced from 3 exons. Gene Ontology annotation, cellular component: nucleus. Bases 1 to 1863 code for a protein of 620 amino acids. The record is from RefSeq and is a predicted model, not a curated record.
AUGACCACACAAUCUAUGCCGGCAUACGGUAUUCAAUCUAAGGAUACACAAGGACCUUCCAGCAGCGAAGCGCAUGCCCUCAGUAGUCCGACAGCCGCAUGUCAGAGCUUUAUAGCGCCACUCGGCUCAUACCCACGCGUUCCUUCCUCUUCCGUUGGCAUUUUGCACGUCCUGGGUUAUACCCCCGCCGAAGGAGAACAGAACGUUCCCGUUGUCGUGAAUUUCAAUUGCUCUACUGAUCUCGCUGCCGGGUCCCACAUUCGUCUCGUUGUCGGUCGACGGGCUGUGGGUACCAAGGUCCGUGAGCUUGGGCCAACAGGCUAUGGGCAUUGGCAGCUCGAGGCAACCGUUCCUCUGUUCUCCCGGCAUAAUUCUACAUCACCAAAUCUGCCAUUGACAAUUCAGGCCUUAGCCGAUGAUAAGACGUUACUAGACUCUGUCACAUUCGGUGAAUUUACAUACCGGGAACCAGGACGUGAAAAAAAUCCGACCACUAUGAUGCGAAAGCACACACCUAGUCUCUCGUCAAAUAGUUCGGCCCUCACACGGACUGCACCUACAGAUGUUUCUUCACAUUCGGAAUCGUCAGAUAGACCAAGGAGACGGUCUAAGCCAUACAGCCGUCCUUCAACUCCAGCGUCGUGUUCGGAUUCAGAACCCGGCCAGUCACAGGCGCAGAAAACAUCAACGCGCCCUCAGCCACAAACACAGGGUCUUCGGCGCAUGAGGCAGGCAAUAGAUACCGCCGAAGACGGUGCCACUGCAAGCCUCGACAUCAUGGUUGUGCUUGACAGCUUCUGCUAUAACUGGGAUGAUUUGGAAAUGCAAGCUGGCAGGCGCCUUGUUCGCUUCUCACGCAUCAGAGACGGGAAUAAACUCCUCGUUUCGGCAGAGCGCAUCUUACCGGGCGACUAUGACGCGAAAGACAUUGUCAUCUCGUGCAUCUACCGCGAUGAGACUGACUCAUGUUGUGUUACGUCCGUUGACAUCAUCCACUUGCUCCAGAAGCUCGUCGCCGCAGAGUUUGUUGUUGAGGAGAAGAAUCGUAUUAGACGGAACCUCGAAGGCCUGCGGCCUACCACUGUCUCGAAGUCGCGUCCGGGCUUUGAAGGUUUAUUUCAGCGCAUUAUGGAUUUUCCAGAUCCGAAACCGCGCAAGAUUGAGAAAGAUCUCAAGGUCUUCGAUUGGAAGUUACUUCCCCAAGCAUUGGAUAAGAUUAUAUCCAAAUACUCCCUGAGCAACUUUGGGCCUAUUCCAACAAAGGAAAGCAGUCUGUCAGCUUCCUAUCAGAUGUCCGUACAGCGGACUAAUAUGCAGCCAAAACUGGAAUUCUGUCCAUCAGUUGGCGAUAGCGUUCAUUUGGAAGGGUCGCAAGGAUCCCAGUCUCAUCUCUCACAAUUUUCUCAAGCGUGUGUGCGCCAAUCGCCUCAGCUAGAGUCACCCAUUGAGGAUUCCCUGUUCUACCCUAUGCCGGAAGACCAUCUUCAGUCGGUGUACGUGGGCCCAGACGUUGUUCCCAGGUAUUAUCCAGGCCACGAACCUUACUUUGUCCCGAGCAUGGAUCCUUCGCACUAUCCCGUAGAUCCUUCGAUGGCACUUGCAAAUACCCCGUCACCUAUGUCACCGCUUAGCGCUUACCACCACAAUCCGACUUGGGACUUGCAAAGUCGGGACGAUGUCACCAUCCCCCCAGGUGUACCUGCCGACCAUCAGCAGCGUCCUGCCUUUGAUUUCAUUUCCUCCCACGAACCCCUCGACAUGUACUCCAUCCCCCAAUAUGCCAUGCACACCUACGACUCGUUUGAAUUCCAGACGCUACGCGAGCACAGCAUGAAUCCUUCCUUGGCUAGUCAGGUUGCAUGAUCAUUCAUUCCACUCAUCUGUGCUAUACGUUACCCUUGCGUCAUCGCGCAUGUGCUCUAUCCUAUCUUUAUUUCUAUCUUGCCACCUAUUGUAUCAUCACUCUUUUCGUAUCCGGAGAGCCACGUUUUGAUAUUCGUAUGGCCCAUUGUAAUUAGCGUUAUACCUCUCCUAGUCGUCCCUAUGUACU